AUGAGAGAUCUCAAAGAAUUGGUUGCUACUGAAUCAGGCGUCGAAAAUCCAACAACAACUGGGUUAGUCAAUGCACUUGUUUACAAAUGUGCUGCUAUUGUCAACUUGGGUUCAUCUCAUGAGCAAUCUUGGUUGGUCCUACUAUCAGAUAUACGAAAAGAAAUUUCACAUUCAGUACCACCAACUUCCAUCGGAAAUAUUCUCACAAUCUUUACCUCACCAAUAUACAACAACAAAGGAGACCUUAGGGUGUCAAAUUUAGUAGCCGAUAUAAGAAAGUCGAAACAUGAGCUUUCCAACAGAGAUAGUAGUUUUAAAGAAAAUGAGUGGGCUUCAAGAAUGUUACAUGCAUUUAAAACAAUAGAUGGUACUAAUAGCCAAAGUAAUUGCGACGUAUACCGUUGUAGUAGUGCAUCUAACAUACCAUUUCUAAAGUGCUCGAUGAGUCUUCUAAUUUCUCUUUUCUGGGAUCGCAAAGGAGCAAUGAUUGGAGGUUUUUCCUUGUGA
Messenger RNA from Nicotiana tabacum (common tobacco), 507 nucleotides. Its product is annotated as acyltransferase Pun1-like. The record is from RefSeq and is a predicted model, not a curated record. Lineage: Eukaryota; Viridiplantae; Streptophyta; Magnoliopsida; Solanales; Solanaceae.